AUGUCAACUCAAUUCGCCUUCCCUGAAUACCUGGCACCAGCCAAUAUCCGGCAGCGCGCGAAAGCUCCCCUGGUGCAACCCAUGUUCGUGUACGGUGGAGGUCUCGCCGAGUACGUGACCCUUGCGGACGGGCUCGCGCGAAAUAACACGUUGCAUGACCGCCGAAAGCAUCGAUGCGCACGGGCUCCCCCGGAUGUGGCGCGGGAUUGGAAAAAUUUAACCUAUUCGGUCGCGGCGGGCGCCCUGACGCCGCCCUCAUAUACCGACACCGCGCCGGCCUUGCUCGCUCGCGCGUCGGAUCCCAGGCGCCAGAAGGGCUGUCAACAUUUCGAAAACGGGUCACGAACGCCCAAUUUCGCGUCCAACACCUCGCCCAACGAUGAGGAGGGCUGGAUUGUGGCCGGCUUUACGUACGACGAGCGUCUCCUCAGUGGUCGUCUCAGGCGAUUUCUAAUGCGCUUUCUUACGCCAAAAAAUCGCAUUUUGACGCAAAAUGCACGGAGGUCCGCGCGGGAAUCCCUCGUUGAGAGCCGCGAUGGCUGUGAAGGGGGGGAGGGGGAGGAGGCAGCGCUUCGCGCUGCCCUCAGCGGCGACGACGCGCGAGACACCUUCUCGCGCUCCCUCAAGCGAGAAAUCCGGCGAAUCGACGUCGAUUGGGCCGGGGGCCGCGUCCUGGGGCCUGGCUGCCCGUCGCGGCCGUCGGGGAGGAGGAGGAGGGCGGCGCGAAGUGCCGACAUAGGCAUUCAUUCGGCCGAGACAUCUUCCCAUGCAUCACAAGCCUCAAAAAUCCGCAAAUAG
This is a messenger RNA of Schizophyllum commune H4-8, 798 nucleotides long. RefSeq lists its product as uncharacterized. The coding region runs from base 1 to 798 and encodes 265 amino acids. The record is from RefSeq and is a predicted model, not a curated record. NCBI's taxonomy places the organism in Eukaryota, Fungi, Basidiomycota, Agaricomycetes, Agaricales, Schizophyllaceae. The transcript is spliced from 6 exons.